Messenger RNA from Silurus meridionalis, 1987 nucleotides. It is a transcript of the gene nle1, whose product is annotated as notchless homolog 1 (Drosophila). Gene Ontology annotation, molecular function: protein binding. The record is from RefSeq and is a predicted model, not a curated record. Gene Ontology annotation, cellular component: nucleolus. The transcript is spliced from 13 exons. Gene Ontology annotation, biological process: Notch signaling pathway; ribosomal large subunit assembly. NCBI's taxonomy places the organism in Eukaryota, Metazoa, Chordata, Actinopteri, Siluriformes, Siluridae. Bases 140 to 1570 code for a protein of 476 amino acids.
CUAGUAGUUACUUUACGUUCAAAACCGUCGCGCUCUUAUGACGUAAACGUCGUGACACGCACGUUAUUUCCCAGCGCCAUUCGAAAAUACACGUGUGGAAAGUAUAUUUACUGGGAUACAAAUAAAAAGCAGGGAAAAAAUGAGUGGGGACGUAGAGCGCAUGUUAAUCCAGUUUCAGGAUGAAGGUGGCGAGCCUCUUGGAUCUCCCUUUGAUGUGCCCAUGAACAUAACCCCGGAUAAGCUACAGCUGGUCUGUAAUGCGCUGCUACAGAAGGAAGAGCCGGUGCCACUGCUGUUCUUCGUGCAUGAUGCUGAGGUGGUGUCAUCCCUCGGGGCUUGUGUGCAGACUCUGAGUAUUGAAACAGAACAUGUGCUGCCCGUGGUGUACCAACCCCAGGCUGUGUUCCGCGUGAGGGCUGUGGCUCGCUGCACCAGUUCGCUGGAGGGCCACACCGAGGCCGUCAUCUCAGUGGCCUUCAGUCCUACAGGGAAAUACCUGGCUAGUGGUUCUGGAGACACAACUGUGAGAUUUUGGGAUCUGACCACAGAGACUCCUCAUCACACUGCCAAAGGACACUCACACUGGGUUCUAUCCAUCGCCUGGUCUCCCAACGGCAAAAAGUUGGCAUCAGGGUGUAAGAACAGUCAAAUUAUACUGUGGGACCCAGUAACUGGACAGCAAUUAGGAAAGACUCUGACCGGACACACGAAAUGGAUCACUUGGCUGUGUUGGGAGCCAUUGCACCUGAACCCUGAGUGCCGGUACUUGGCUAGUUCCUCUAAAGACGGUUCAGUUCGGAUAUGGGACACGGUGCUGGGCCGCUGCGACAAGAUCCUGACAGGCCACACUCAGUCAGUGACUUGUGUUAAAUGGGGAGGGGAUGGUCUUUUGUAUACUUCAUCCCAGGACCGGACUAUUAAAGUCUGGAGAGCCAAAGAUGGGGUUCAAUGUCGGACCUUACAAGGUCAUGCUCACUGGGUGAACACGCUAGCCCUCAGCACCGACUACGUCCUCCGUACUGGAGCCUUCGAACCAGCCACUGCUACCAUCAACCCCCAGGACCUUACUGGCUCAUUGGAGGAAAUCAAAGACAGAGCAUUGCAGCGAUACAAGAAAGUCAGAGGUGAGGCUCCUGAAAGAUUGGUGUCAGGUUCUGAUGACUUCACACUGUUCCUCUGGAAUCCAGCAGAGGAGAAGAAGCCUGUGGCUCGUAUGACUGGACACCAGGCUCUGGUCAAUGAGGUGCUCUUUUCCCCUGACACCCGACUGCUCGCAAGUGCUUCUUUUGACAAGUCGAUCAAGAUAUGGGAUGGCAGGACUGGCAAGUAUUUAACGUCACUCCGUGGUCACGUUGCCGCCGUGUAUCAGGUUGCGUGGUCGGCAGACAGCCGUCUGUUGGUAAGCGGGAGCAGUGACAGCACACUCAAGGUGUGGGAUGUGAAAACUGGCAAACUGAGUGUGGAUCUGCCGGGGCAUGCUGACGAGGUUUUCGCUGUAGAUUGGAGUCCUGAUGGUCAGCGAGUCGCCAGUGGCGGGAAAGACAAAUGUCUAAGGAUAUGGCGGAGGUAGCUGAUGCAAGAGCCUGCCCCAACACUGGACAUUUACCAGCCAAUUAGGCAGGCACUUCAGUGCACCAGCCUUCAGCAAUCAAAUCCUCGUCUAAAAGGAUGACUGACAGCUGUCUCAGUUUGAGCCUUAACCUAAUUACCCAGUGCCCCAGUGUGUAAUCUGAGUCAGCUAAAAGGUACUGACAGUUGAUGCCGUGGUGGUGAGCCUGAGAAAUGCACGGUCAUAGUGUCUUCUUAGCUUAAGGAAAUUUGGCAGGAUCGGCCAUGUACACUCUCAGCAAUUGACCUGAUUUCUGUAUCCCCACAUAACCUGAAGCUGAAUAUAGAGUUCUCCAUUUAUCCUAUUUGAAGCCCGAUUUAUUAAACGGUAUAUUAAACUAUUUUAAAAAAAAAGUGAAUAAAAUUUCUUUUGUCAAGA